Acinonyx jubatus (cheetah) is the source of this 7791-nucleotide messenger RNA. RefSeq names its product diacylglycerol kinase zeta (gene DGKZ). The transcript has 31 exons. Bases 3739 to 7104 code for a protein of 1121 amino acids. Gene Ontology annotation, cellular component: nucleus. Gene Ontology annotation, biological process: lipid phosphorylation; regulation of synaptic transmission, glutamatergic; diacylglycerol metabolic process. The record is from RefSeq and is a predicted model, not a curated record. Gene Ontology annotation, molecular function: ATP-dependent diacylglycerol kinase activity; protein binding. Lineage: Eukaryota; Metazoa; Chordata; Mammalia; Carnivora; Felidae.
UACACCAUCAUCUCUUCAGAAUCUGCCUUAUGCCAGCCUUCUGAACUAGUUGGUAUCAUCCCCAUUUUACAGAUGAGAAAAUUGAGGAUCAGAAAGUUUAGUUGAUCCACCCGGGAAAGCAAUGGCAGAUGCAGGAUUCCCAAGCCCUUGGGCUUUUCCACUGGAAACUAACUAGCACAAGGUGUGAGAUGGUCUGGGCUGAGAGGCCAGGAGUCUGGUUCUUUCUAGCCGGUAGCCAGUGAAGCUGGGAUGCUCAUGCCUGCUCACCCCCUGGCAGCUGCCCACAGCCACACUCGCUGCUAUUCGUCAAGGGCACAAGGCCAGAUACCACCAUGAGUGUCUCUCCUGUAGCAUCCUUUGUCCUCCCUGGGCUCUCAACAGCCAGCUGGAGGUUCAUGGAGCCCUUGAGUCCUUUCCCAUCCCACCCCUUUGGGUGUGACAAGCUCCGCUCAGGUUCCCCACCAGAAGGCUGAGGGGCAGCCAUUUUGCUCUGCUGUGGGCUUCUUCCAGUGACCUUUACAUGUACUGUGUGGUAUGUAGAAGAUGACAGAGCAUGAGGUGAGAAGACGCUGCCGCUCAGAGCUGAGCUGUGGGGAAAGGCGGGGACAGGCCUGAGGCCAGGCCGAGCUUCUGACUGGACCAGGAGAAACCUCAGCAGAGAUAGGAAGUCAGGAGUCAAGCUACUGCUGACCAGAGGACAGAGGUUUCUAUGGAGACCACAGGAGCAGGAAGCAUGGGCCCUGCAGGGAGGGGUCUUUGGGAACAUAGAGGCAUGGGUGCUUUGCAAGACAACUUGUCAUAAAAUGUCAGUUCAGCCAGUCUCGUAGCCUCCUCAGACAGACAAGGAAACUGAGGCCCGUGUGGGGACGGCUUUGCACGUGGUCACAGAACACUGGCCUGGCUCGCCUCGCCUGUCUUGCUCCUCGCUUGCAGUGACCGCACCACCAGGCAGCUGAUGAGACUCCCGGACAGUUGAACUUGGGGCUGCCCGGAAGUGUGUGGGCUGGAGCAUGUCGUGAGGCAACCUCUGCCUCCUGGCCCCUCUUGUCAGUGUGGGUCUGGGGCAGCAGGCAGGGCCCAGACCUCCUCACUACUCGCAGAGUGCCUGGAACACCUCCCCCUACUGACUGCGGCCUUUUGUUUUCUGGGUGACACUAGCAUCAGGCGGUGUGUCCGGGUGACUAAUCUCCUCCAGGCUGGGCAGCUGUCACAGGGCAGCCUGACCAGACGGGCGGGGAAAGCUGACACCCUAGGGGAGUGCUGGCAAGCCAGUGCCCAGGCAGCAGUGGGCAGCUGGGACUUCAGGCUUCUCUUCCCGGGUGCAGAGCAGACCCGGGUCAGGCAGACCUGGGUUCAAGUCCUAGUUCUGCUCCUGACCAGCCUGGGGCCUUUGUCGCUCUUAUUAGGGCUCCCUUCCCUACCCCAUCUCACUUUAGUCCCAGCCUCGUGGCCCAAAAGGAAAGACGCUGCUCUCCACUACGGCUCUGGGAUACGGGCUUUGCCUUCAGGUAGACUUGGGUUCCAUCAUUGGCCCCCCAUUGACUGGCUGUAGACUUUGGGCAGGUUACCGCCUUGUGCCUCAGUUUCCCAUCAGGAACACGGCAUGAUGCCGUACCUGUCCUUUCAUGUUGCUGUGGUUUAUAAAAUGAUACGUGUGUUUGUAAAGGGCUUAGCAGAGUGCCUAGCGCAUGGUGGGCACUCAGUAAAUGUUAGCUGUGUUGAUGCUGAUUUUAGUAGGAAGCCAAGAGCUCUCUGUCCACUCCCGUUCUCCUGCCCGCAGAGCUUAACUCCUGCCCUUCUCCCUGUCACCUGCAGAGGCUGGGGGCUGGAGAAGGCAGAGACCAAGAGCCAGGCAGUCUCAAACAUUGCUUCACCAGGCACGCUGCCUCAGCUGCUCACUGAUCACAGGAGCUCGGACAUCUUGGCCCCAUCUGCCUCUCCCCUAAUAUCUGCCCCCAUCCAGGGCUUCAGGCUGGCGUUGCUCGCUGGACUCACAGGAUGGUAGCAAAUUAAAGAGUGGGUGUGUGGGUGGUGGGAGGAAUGGGCAGUAGACAUGCAGCCCGGUCCUCCACCUAUCAUCUACCAUCAUUUGUCCAAGGCUCUCACCCACCAUGUGUGACUUCUGCUGGGCCCUCAGCAGGCAGAUGUCCCAUGGCUGUGACUCAGACCUCUCUGUGGCUACCAGGGCCCAGGAGGUCACCUGAUGGCGGGGCACAGGCAUCCCUGGGCAUUCUGGAGGCAUCCCCCAUGCCCCAGCUUACCAGGCUUCCUGCCCUCUCCCCAUUGUCAGGAAGAGCUGAGGAUGUGGAAAUGCCAGUAGCCGGUGAAGAAGGGGCAGCCAGGAGUAGGUGAGCUGGUGAGGGAAGCUGGGCACAUGUUCAGAACAGGUCAAGGAAGGAUGGUUUGAGUGAGGAUGGGCCCCAUGGGUUCUGCCUCCUGCAGGAGGGAGCUCUGGGGCUGAGAGUUGGAGCUUCUAGUAUUGGCUCCUAGGUCAAGGUGCAGUUCACAGCCUCCCUUGAGAGCAGGGCUAGAAGGGUUUUCAGACAGCACCUGUCACCCGGUACUUUCCCACAUUGGGAGGUCCAUACUAGGCCUUUCCAGAAGGGUAACACGGAGCAGUCUAGUACCAAUGAAGUUCUUUUAGCCCCCCAGAGACAGAGAUGCACACCCAGAACCCACCCAGAAGGCUUUUCUCUUGGCUCGGGCCUCUCUUUGCUCCCCAUACAAAGUCCUCCUGGGUGAGGAUUGGAGUGGCUUUCCCCCUGUGCAGCCCCCUUCCAGUUCUGAGGGCCUUGUUCCCCAGGGCCCUUAUGAUCCCUAAAUCAGAUCCUCUCCAUUUGUAAUGCCACUCUGAGCCUGACCCCAUGACUUGGGGCUGAGAAUCUGGGGGCCUUAUCUGGACUGGGUUUCUUUCCUUUCCUUUCCUUUUUUUUUUUUUUUUUUUUUUGUUAAUGUUUGUUUAUUUAGAGAGAGUGCAAGGGUGAGCGCGAAUGGGGGAGGGGCGGAGAGAAAGGGAAAGAGAGAAAAUCCCAAGUAGGCUCCUCACGGGCAGUACUGCGAUGUGGGGCUCGAUCCCGUGAACUAUGAGAUCACGACCUGAGCUGAAAUCAAGAGUUGGAUGCCCAACCAACUGAGCCACCCAGAUACCCCAUGGGUUUCUUUUCAGAGCGCCUCAUUUUAUUACCAUAGCUUAGUUUGUGCUGUGUCCUAGGAGGGGACACCGAAAGCUAAAACCUGCCCUGAGUUGGUAGCCAAACAAAGGCCCAGUGAGAGGAAAAGACGAGGCUUAUCCUUUGUUCCUCAGUCCAUAGAGGCUGACUGCAAACUGGAACCCAGGACUGCAGACUUCCAGCUCCCAUUUUUUCUUUUCCAUCAGCCUCAGGCGAGGGAGGCAGAGGCCAGGGCUUUGUGGAUUAUGGUGCCUGGACAGGGGAGCCACAUGGGUAGCUGGAAGCCCCUUGUACCCACUACUGCGGGAGCAGCAUAGGGUAUAAUUGGGGAGAGCGCCAGUGCUUCCAACAGUGGUAAACGUGGGCUCCCUUGAGGAUUCUGUGCUACCUUCAAACACCCUGUUUAUGGGGGUCAGAGGCCACGGAUCCUCCCGCUUCCUCCCUGUGUCCCUUCUCUGCUCAGAGGGCUGAGGCUGUGACUGGGCUCCCAGGCACAGGAUGGGCCGUGGCCUGACCGAGCUCCUGAUGCUCCCGAUCUCUGCCCAACAGCCAUCCACCUGCCCCUGCCAUGGAGACCUUCUUUAGGAGACACUUCCAGAGGAAGGCGCCAGGCACUGGGGAGGGGCAGCGGCGGCCCAGCGGCGUGAGGCUGCCCACAGGCAAGGUCCGACGCCGCUCCCCUGCCGGGCAGGCCUCCUCCUCGCUGCUCCAGCGGCGCCGCUCCAGCGCGCAGCUCCACGGCUGCCUCCUGGGCUGUGGGGUGGGGACCCGGGGCACCAGCCGCCGGCGCUCCAGCACCGUGCCCCCUGCCUGCAACCCCCGCUUCCUCGUGGAUGAGGUGCCCACCCCACAGCCUGCUGCUGUUGGGGCACAGCUUCUGGGCACGCCCCUGCUGUUGGCUGGGCUUAUGGGCACGAAUGAGGAGGAGGAGGCAGCUCGGGAGGAAGACGUGACAGCUGCACCGUUGAGUGCCACCCAGCCAGGCACCAGGAGACCAGGCCCAUCCUCACACCGGGGCACCCUGCUGCCUGUGCCUCGCUACCUGCGCCGUCGCCGUGCCUCCUCCCACCUGCUCCCCGCCGACGCGGAGUACGACCGUGCCCUCUGGGGCCUGCACGGUUACUACCGGCGCCUCAGCCAGCAGUGGCCCCCAGGCCAACACCCUGGCUCUGGGGGUCGAAGAGCCUCAGGCACCACAGCUGGCCCUGUGAUGCCUGCUCGUGUGCGCCCGCUGUCCCGCAGGCGUCAGGUAGCCCUACGGCGCAAGUCAGCGGGACCCCAGACCUGGAGUGCCCUGCUUGCGAAAGCCAUCACCAAGUCGGGCCUCCAGCACCUGGCACCCCCUCCUCCCGCUCCCGGGGCCCUGUGCAGCGAGCCAGAGCGGCAGAUCCGGAGCACUGUGGACUGGAGCGAGUCCGCGACCUAUGGGGAGCACAUCUGGUUCGAGACCAACGUGUCAGGGGACUUCUGCUAUGUUGGGGAGCAGUACUGUGUAGCGAAGAUGCUGCAGAAAUCAGUGUCCCGGAGAAAGUGUGCAGCCUGCAAGAUCGUGGUGCACACCCCCUGCAUUGAGCAACUGGAGAAGAUAAAUUUCCGCUGUAAGCCGUCCUUCCGUGAAUCAGGCUCCAGGAACAUCCGUGAGCCAACAUUUGUGCGCCACCACUGGGUACACAGGCGACGCCAGGAUGGCAAGUGUCGGCACUGUGGGAAGGGCUUCCAGCAGAAGUUCACCUUCCACAGCAAGGAGAUCGUGGCCAUCAGUUGCUCCUGGUGCAAGCAAGCAUACCACAGCAAGGUGUCCUGCUUCAUGCUGCAGCAGAUCGAGGAGCCGUGCUCCCUGGGGGUCCACGCUGCUGUGGUCAUCCCACCCACCUGGAUCCUUCGUGCUCGAAGGCCCCAGAAUACCCUCAAGGCAAGCAAGAAGAAAAAGAGAGCAUCCUUUAAGAGGAAAUCUAGCAAGAAAGGGCCAGAGGAGGGCCGCUGGAAACCCUUCAUCAUCAGGCCCACCCCGUCCCCCCUCAUGAAGCCCCUGCUGGUGUUUGUGAACCCCAAGAGUGGGGGCAACCAGGGCGCUAAGAUCAUCCAGUCCUUCCUGUGGUAUCUCAAUCCCCGACAAGUCUUUGACCUGAGCCAGGGAGGGCCCAAGGAGGCGCUGGAGAUGUACCGCAAAGUACACAACCUGCGGAUCCUGGCGUGCGGAGGCGACGGCACGGUCGGCUGGAUCCUCUCCACCCUGGACCAGCUGCGCUUAAAGCCACCGCCGCCCGUUGCCAUUCUGCCCCUGGGCACUGGCAAUGACUUGGCCCGUACCCUCAACUGGGGAGGGGGCUACACGGAUGAGCCUGUGUCCAAGAUCCUCUCCCACGUGGAGGAGGGGAAUGUAGUGCAGCUAGACCGCUGGGACCUCCGUGCUGAGCCCAACCCCGACGCGGGGCCCGAGGAGCGUGACGAGGGCGCCACUGACCGGCUGCCCCUGGAUGUCUUCAACAACUACUUCAGCCUGGGCUUCGAUGCCCACGUCACCCUGGAGUUUCACGAGUCUCGAGAGGCCAACCCAGAGAAAUUCAACAGCCGCUUUCGAAAUAAGAUGUUCUACGCCGGGACAGCCUUCUCCGACUUCCUGAUGGGCAGCUCUAAGGACUUGGCCAAGCACAUCCGAGUGGUGUGUGAUGGAACCGACCUGACCCCCAAGAUCCAGGACCUGAAGCCCCAGUGCAUUGUUUUCCUGAAUAUUCCCAGGUACUGCGCAGGCACCAUGCCCUGGGGCCACCCUGGGGAGCACCACGACUUUGAGCCCCAGCGGCAUGAUGAUGGCUACCUCGAAGUCAUUGGCUUUACCAUGACGUCCCUGGCAGCGCUGCAGGUGGGCGGGCACGGUGAGCGGCUGACACAGUGCCGCGAGGUGGUACUCACCACGUCUAAGGCCAUCCCGGUGCAGGUGGAUGGCGAGCCCUGCAAACUCGCAGCCUCUCGUAUUCGCAUCGCCCUGCGCAACCAGGCCACCAUGGUGCAGAAGGCCAAGCGGCGGAGUGCCGGCCCCCUGCAUAGCGACCAGCAGCCCGUGCCUGAGCAGCUGCGGAUCCAGGUGAGCAGAGUCAGCAUGCAUGACUACGAGGCCCUGCAUUACGAUAAGGAGCAGCUCAAGGAGGCCUCCGUGCCACUGGGCACCGUGGUGGUCCCAGGAGACAGCGACCUAGAGCUCUGCCGGGCGCACAUUGAGAGGCUCCAACAGCAGGAGCACGAAGGUGCUGGAGCCAAGUCCCCCACCUGCCAGAAACUGUCCCCCAAGUGGUGCUUCCUGGACGCCACCACUGCCAGCCGCUUCUACAGGAUCGACCGGGCCCAGGAACACCUCAACUAUGUGACUGAGAUCGCACAGGAUGAGAUUUAUAUUCUGGACCCUGAGCUGCUGGGGGCAUCGGCCCGGCCUGACCUCCCAACCCCCACUUCCUCUCUUCCCACCUCCCCCUGUUCACCCACACUCCGGUCACUGCCAGGGGAUGUGGCACCCCCCAAAGGUGAAGAGCUGAUUGAGGCCGCCAAGAGGAACAACUUCUGUAAGCUCCAGGAGCUGCACCGAGCUGGGGGCGACCUCAUGCACCGGGACGAGCAGAGCCGCACGCUCCUGCACCAUGCGGUCAGCACGGGCAGCAAGGAAGUGGUCCGCUACCUGCUGGACCACGCGCCCCCAGAGAUCCUUGAUGCUGUGGAGGAGAAUGGGGAGACCUGUCUGCACCAGGCAGCGGCCUUGGGCCAGCGUACCAUCUGCCACUACAUCGUGGAGGCUGGGGCCUCUCUCAUGAAGACAGACCAGCAGGGCGACACCCCCCGGCAGCGGGCUGAGAAGGCUCAGGACACCGAGCUCGCCGCCUACCUAGAGAACCGGCAGCACUACCAGAUGAUCCAGCGGGAGGACCAAGAGACGGCUGUGUAGCUGUGAGGCUGACACCAGGGCAGCGAGGAGGGACAGGGCCAGCCUGAGGACGAGCCCCCUCAUCGCCCACCUCACUGCCACAUUCUAGUCGGACUACCACGGGGGGACCCAUGCCCCAGGGAAGGAGCCCCGUGCUGCCCCCUGAGGAGCCACCCGCCCCGGACGAGGGUUGGACUCUGAGGAGCUGGGGGAUCUCCCCUGUCCCCCUGAGGCCCCAGCCCGACCCAGGGCCUACGGGGGAACAGGAAACUGGACUGGGCUGGGCAGGCCUUUGGGGGACUGGGGCUGGACCACUUCAGGGCAGCCCUUGCCCUCACCGCAGCAGGUGCCCUCGUGGGGUUUAGGAGUAGAGGGGGAGGGCAGAGGGGCUUGAGGCCCUAUCAGGGAGCCUUCAGGAAGAGGCUUCCUAAGCCACCUGCUCCUUUAGGGCCCCCACCCUGAGCCUCCUGGCAGCUUGGGCCCUCUCUCCUGCCCCGACUCCACCCUUCCCAGGGUUUCCUUCCAGAAACAGAGCCUGCUGCAUUUGCCUGCCCGCUGCCCUGCUUGGCACCUACCCCUGGUGACCCUCCCUGUGUACUCAGUCAUUUCAUCGCCGCCCGACUGUGUGGCCUGGGGGUUGGAGUGGGGCUCUCGUGGUGACAUGUUUACAGCUGGGUGUGACUCAGUAAAGUGGAUUUUUUUCCUUUC